AUGGAGCAUAACUUCAGCCCUUCAGCGCUCUACCAAGGACUGUCGAAUCCUCAUUUCCAUAAAAGCUACGCCCUCCAAUCUCCUCCCAUGGAUGUCUCAUUCGACCCCUGGUCACUAGACAUCAUGACUCAACGCGUCACACAGAUAUUCAUCGAUAUCCCGGAAACUGAAGAGUCGGAUCCUUCGGCAUCCACACCAGUGCCUAGACAGACGGAGUCUCAGCCUUUAGUCACCCCUAAGCUAACGAAGGAGGUGAAACAACUAUCGAAGCAAGACCCGUCCAAGAAUGUCCUGCGCGACCAUGGGCGAGACAACCGCCAAGGUGAGGGUCUGGCGGUGCAUUCGCCGGUCAUCCAGAGAGGCUGUCCUUGGGACACAUUGAAAGAUCUAUUUACCUGUGAUCUUGCAGGCCCCGUGACUCUUGCCAUCCACAAACAGGACCCUCGCAAAUUGAUCGCUGUCCGUUCUUUCUCCAGAGAUAAAGCAGACAAAUGGCUGGAUGUCCUUCGGAGGACCAAGCAUCCCAACGUCGUUUGUGCGAGGCAGAUUUUCAAGGAUCAUGGGACCACCUACUCCAUUUUCGAUGACCUCCCUCUGACUUUGGAGCAUGUGGUCGCCUGUGAUAUCUUUCCGUCUGAACUUCAGCUUGCUUCUAUCCUCAUACAGGCCCUAGAUGGACUAACCCAUUUGCUGGAAUGCGGCUUUGAACAUGAAUCCUUGAAUUGUUCCAAUAUUCUCCUGGGGCAAGACGGGGCCAUUCAAAUCGGUAUGUUCAACCAUCAUUUGGAUACAUCUUGCUCACGAUCCUGGACAGCGGCCUUGGAACACUGCACUGAGCGCCAGCCGAAUCAAUCCCAAGCAAAACUUCUUCGCGCUUUGACCAAAAUCACCACACUUCUCAUGCAGAAGUAUUUGAAGGCGGAUAGUGUGGUUGGGAUCGAUAGUACACGGUGGCAGUCCGACCCCCUAGAGUUUCUGUCCGCUACUGCAUCCGUCGCGACAAUCCAAGACUUAAGGGAGCACUCUCUUAUUACCAAGCAUCGCUGUGCUGCAGGAACAUUGGUCGGGCUUGCCCGUCUCUGUCUCAUCACCACGCGUACUUUCAUACUAAAACCAUGGUCUCAGGAAAACAAAUAA
Molecule: messenger RNA, 1137 nt
Organism: Penicillium brasilianum
Lineage: Eukaryota; Fungi; Ascomycota; Eurotiomycetes; Eurotiales; Aspergillaceae
Source: the annotation of a GenBank genome assembly